Molecule: messenger RNA, 2631 nt
Organism: Tachysurus fulvidraco (yellow catfish)
Lineage: Eukaryota; Metazoa; Chordata; Actinopteri; Siluriformes; Bagridae
Gene: kri1
Product: KRI1 homolog
Exons: 19
Coding region: 124-2427 (767 amino acids)
Biological process (GO): endonucleolytic cleavage in ITS1 to separate SSU-rRNA from 5.8S rRNA and LSU-rRNA from tricistronic rRNA transcript (SSU-rRNA, 5.8S rRNA, LSU-rRNA)
Cellular component (GO): 90S preribosome; nucleolus
Source: RefSeq, a predicted model, not a curated record
UGUGUGACGCAGAGGUCACGUGGUUGUUCUUUAGCCCAGUCUGACCAUGCUUUUACUAAGCAGUACAAUUUGAUCAUGUUAGUAGUGUAAAAUCUACCGGUAGAACAUUUACACCAAGUGAUCAUGUCGGAACUAAAGAUUAAUAAAAAAUUCGCUGAUAGAUACGACAAAUAUAGACAAAAAGAAGAGCUGCAGAAAUUAAAGGACCGUUAUGGAGAUCAGGAUGAUGAAGGUUCCUCAUCAUCCUCAGAUUCUGAAUCGGAUGAGAGUGAAGUGGAGUUUGAUCCCACACUUGAGAGAGAUUUUUACAGGACUCUGUCUCUUUUGAAGAAGAAAGACCCAAAGAUUUAUCAGUCGGAUGCACAGUUCUACACAGAGGAGGCAGGCAGCAAUGAGAAACCCUCCAGUUCUAAAAAGGCAGUAAAGCCAAUGUUCAUAAAGGACUACGAGCGCAAAGUCAUCUUGGAGAGAGGAGGAAAAUAUGACGAUGAUGAUGAUAGCGCUGAAGAAGAGGCUGCCAGGCAGAUGCAGGAGAGAGCUGUAUCUCCCAGCUACAUCCAGGAGCAGAAGGAGCUGAAAGAAAGCUUUCGUCAGUUUGUUCAGGACAGCUGUGACGAGACCAGUGAUGAUGAAGGGCUGCUGACACGCAGGAACAAAACACAAGAAGAGAAGGACAAAGAGGAGGCAGACUAUGUGGAGUGGCUGAAGGGACAGGCAGAGCUGGAGGGAAAGGAUGAGGUCCAGGAUAUGAAAUAUCUGAGAGAUUACUGGAAUGACCCACAGCUGGACGAAAAGGAGACUUUUCUGCGAGACUACAUCCUCAACAAAGGAUACCAGGAGGAAGAUGAGGAGGAAAGAAUUCCCACCUACAAUGAGCUCAUGCAGGAAGAUGUAGAAGACUCUGAGGAAGAAGGAGAAUCGUUCCUGCAGAAGCAAGAGGACUUUGAGAGGCACUACAAUUUCCGCUUUGAGGAACCCGGAGCUCAUCAAGUGAAAACUUACCCCCGCAAUAUUGCCACCUCUGUCCGAAGCAAAGAUGACAGGAGAAAGAAAAAGAGGGAGGAGGUGAAGGAAAGAAAGAAAAAAGAGAAGGAACAGAAGCAGCAGCAACUAAAGGAGCUGAAGAAUCUGAAGCGAUCCGAGAUCAUGGACAAGCUGAAGAAAUUGCAGGAACUGACUGGAAACAAGCAGCUGGCCUUCAGCGAGGUGGACUUGGAAGGUGACUUCGACCCUCAGCACCACGAUCAGCUCAUGCAGAAAUUUUUUGGUGAUGAGUACUACGAAGACAAUGAUGAGGAGAAACCUCAGUUUGAGGAUGAUGAUGAGGUGGAAGGACAUUGGAAUUGGGACACGUGGACAGGUGAAGAAGAGGAAGGCUAUGAAGAGGAUGAGGAGCAGGAGGAGGAGUAUGAAGGUGAACCGGAGAGCUAUGCACCUAGCUGUGAAGAUCCUGACUUCAUUAUGGAUGCAGAUUAUGACCCCAGUCAGCAGGCUGUGUCUAAGAAGAAAAAAAAGAAACAGAAGGAGUUGAGGAAGAAAAAGACAGGAGAUGAUCUCCCACUCAUGGGCAAAAAGAGAAAGAAGUCUCACUUUGCUGAAAUCAUCACGCAAAACAAACCAGUGUUCGAUCCACAGGAGAAAACAUUUGAACAGUACCUCAACGAAUACUACAAAUUAGACUACGAGGACAUCAUAGAUGACCUGCCCUGCAGAUUCCGCUACCGACAGGUCGUCGCUAACGACUUUGGCCUGACGACUGAUGAGAUCCUGGGAGCAGAUGAAAAAGAAUUGAAUCACUGGUGCUCACUGAAGAAAACCUGCAUGUACAGGUCAGAGAGGCAAGAGCUCUGUGAUGUGAAGAAUUAUCAAAUCAAAGCUAAAAACAUCCAGAAGAAGAAACGAGUGUUGGCUUCUAUGUAUUCUGAGAAUGAUGAACAACUUGGGGAGUCAAACGCUACGGUGAAAGUGGGUAAGAAGAGGAGGGAUCGCAUAAAGAAGACAGAGCUGGAGAGAGAAAAGAUAUCUGAGAAGGAGGAGGAACAGGAAGUAGAGAGUGAUCAGAAAGCAUCAGCUUCCAGCUCAUCAGAUAAUCCAACAUCUCACACUCUCAGAGACACGGCUGUGGAGGAAGAGGACGAUGCAGAGUUCCUGGUGCCUAAGAAAAAGAGGAAAGUUGAAAAGAUCAGAGAAGCCCAAAGGACUGAAAAGCCAAAAUGGCCAAAGAAGAAUAAUCGCCGCCCAGGCGGACGAGUGCUUUCCGGGGCUUUGAAGGUGAAAAUGGGUGGUUGGGAGUUCAGCAGACAGAGACUGAGAGCCUAUGGCCUGAAUCCAAAGAGGCUGCAUUUCAGGGAAUUUUACAGGCAGAAAACAAAAGAGCGAGAACAGAAAGAAAAGAAGGAAAAGCUGAAAAACAAAGGGAAAGAAUGAUGCAUUCCUAAAUCUUAAACUGUAGUGAGGGAACAAUCGAUUGUCUUUGAUGCCAUCAGAUGGAGCACUUGCUUAAGUAAGGCAAGGAUGUGUCACUGUUUAAUAUUUAACAGGAGUUUACAAGGAGCAAGUCUGUUAAAUUAGGAUGGCUCAUAUUAACCCUUUGUUUUAAUAUAUUAAAAUAUAUCUUUUUUCUAUUUUAAA